AUGUACUUAUUUUUAGGUGUUGAAUCAGUUUCUGAUGUUCAUCAACAAUUAUUAAAUUUUGAUUCAAACGACGAACAUACACCACCAUUAACUCAUCAUCCAAUACAACAACAACAAGUAUUUCAACAGCAACAUUUACAUUCUUAUGACCAAGAAGUUCCCGAACAACAAAAUGUUUCUGACAAUUACGAAUAUCCCCAAGAAGAAUCAUCAAUAGAAGACGAGGAAGAAGAAGAAGAAGAAGAGGGAGAAGACGAAGAAGAAGAAGAAAUUAGUCAAAAAGAAGUGGAACUUAUUAAUCUCGAGGAUUACAUUGCUGGCGGCAUUAACCGUUCACCAGAAGAGAAUUUACCAAUAAACGGCGGUGGUCGGAGUAGAAGAGGAAGAAUUGCAGCUGAAGCAAUUAAUCAACGAGCACAAUUAUUACAUUCCGGAAUCUCAGAAGAUUCUGAUUACACUUCCGAAAUUUCUUUUCAACCCGGAGCGCAUCAACAACAACAACAUCAAGCAAACGCUUCUGCACAUCAAUACGAGUCUCACUUGCGUAGAACAACGAUUAAUCAACAGCAGCAACCUUCAAUUUCUAAUAGACUUGUUCCCUCCGAUAAUUAUUUUCCUUCAACUUCUUCAAACAUUCAAUGGGAUACUUCAGAAUACUCACAACAACAACAAUAUGUCCCUGAAGAUGGGCAACAAUAUUAUGAAGAAGAAGAACAACAAUCAACUCAACAAUAUUAUACUGAUAAUUUUGAUGAUGACAGUCAAACUGAUUCAAAAACGUUUGAUCAAAUUCAAAAUAUCGACGAAAACUUCUAUCAUGGGGGCAACCAAAUUUCUUCUUCGCCUUUUGCUGUUUCUUCUUCACAUAUUCCAAGGCUUCAAUCUUCUCAAUCUAGUAGUAGAAAGGAUAACAGAAAUGGGCGAAUUGGUGGUCAUCAAUUUAAAAAUGUGCAAGAAGUAUUUCCUUCCCCAUCAUUUACUUCUUCUGUCGGCGAUGGUGGAGGUGGUGGAGGGAGUGGCCGUGGCUUUACAGAUAGUCGAAGUAGUAAUUCAACAGUCCAACAAAUGAAUGAGAGUAGUAGAAGAAGCCGUGCAGGAAAUUAUUAUGAUUCUGAAUCUGAUGGAUUUACUUCAACUGGAACGGUAGUUCCAGUCAAUAUUCAUGAACUUCCAAAUUGGCGAACAACAAUAACUCAGCAACAUUCUCAGCAUCAACAAGGUUUUAAUGAAGACCAAGAAGAAUAUGUAGUUGAAGGAGAGGAAGAAGAAAUUGAGGAAGAAGUAGAUGGAGAAGGGGGAGAAAGAGGAAGAAGAAGGAGGAGGGAAAUUGAAAUAAAUGAAGAUUUUGGAAGAUUAAAUGAAGAAAAGAAAAUAAAUAAUGAAAGAAGAAAAAUACAACCAAGUGAACAAGAAUUGUUAGCAGAGAUUGAAGAGUAUAAAGCAAAGUUGGCAGCUGCCGGAAGACAUUAUGAUAGUCAACAAGCGGGCACAUUUAACUCAAAUGAAGAUGAAAAAGAGAAGAAAAAAGAAAAAGCAUUGGAAAAGCUAAAAGAAGACGAGAAAAAUAACAUUUCAAUGGUGCCUGGCACGUCUGCUAAUACUAGUAAUAGUAGUAGAACCUUUUCUUGCUUUAAACAAAACAAAAAUGGAGAAGAAAAAGAAAAAUUAUUUGACCCAGAGGAGGAGGAGGAGCCACUUUCUUAUAAUAGUCGGCCAUCUGCGCGCUUAUUAGAAGAAAGAAAAGAAAAUAAUAAUAAUAACGGAGCACAACGUCAACAGCAUUUUUCUUCUGGAAUUGAAUUUGGGGAGUCAUCUGAAGCUGCGGUGGUAACUCAUGGAAUGGAUGAAGAUUAUGGGAUUGGUUAUGAGGAUCCUCUUCGUGGUCAAGGAGUCUAUUAUACUCGUUCAGGCCAAUUUCCCCCACACCACCAAGAAGAAGAAAAUGAAAUUAAUCGGGAAUAUAGACAACAACAAGAAUAUAAUGAUUAUCAAAUAAAUUCUACCGAUGACUUGUCGAAACAACAAGCAAACAACACAAUACCUCCACGUAUUUCCUUGUCUUGUGAAAAUGAGCAACGACCUACUAAAGAUUAUUUACAGCUUUGGAAAUGGGCUUAUAGAGAGGCUUGUAAACAAGCUGGAAUUACGGUGGCUAAAAUUAAUUUUUUUUAA
This is a messenger RNA of Meloidogyne enterolobii, 2172 nucleotides long. Lineage: Eukaryota; Metazoa; Nematoda; Chromadorea; Rhabditida; Meloidogynidae. The record is from the annotation of a GenBank genome assembly.